Messenger RNA from Egretta garzetta (little egret), 10236 nucleotides. RefSeq names its product protein phosphatase, Mg2+/Mn2+ dependent 1F (gene PPM1F). The annotation marks the transcript as partial. Lineage: Eukaryota; Metazoa; Chordata; Aves; Pelecaniformes; Ardeidae. Gene Ontology annotation, cellular component: cytosol. Gene Ontology annotation, molecular function: cation binding; protein serine/threonine phosphatase activity. Gene Ontology annotation, biological process: negative regulation of protein kinase activity; protein dephosphorylation. The transcript has 11 exons. The record is from RefSeq and is a predicted model, not a curated record.
UCUAUUUUGCUUUCCCUUCCUUUUCUUACCAGCAGAGGUGUUUCACCACUUCUUGCAGCGUCAUUGAUCCAUGCUGCAGUUGAUGAAGUCCUCCAAACAGACUUGACUGAAUUUAAGCAGCAAAGUGUGGAAACAGAGGGAGAAGGAGAUGAGGAAAGGUUCACCUUGCUGGAUGGAGAGUCAUUACAGCGAUGCUUCUUUAACAAGCUUCGGGACGUUUGCUCUGAGUGGCAGAAGCAGUUGCCACCACUGAGACCACUGAAGCGGUUCCUGCUUGUUUCCAUCCACGCCAUCCGUAACACUCGACGGAAAAUGGAGGACCGCCACGUUCUGCUCCCAGAGUUCAAUCAGCUGUUUGGUUUAUCAGAUGACAUUGAUCGUGCUUAUUUUGCGGUAUUUGACGGCCAUGGUGGAGUGGAUGCUGCCAAUUAUUCAGCAACCCAUUUACAUGUAAAUGUUGGGCUACACGAAGAGAUUGUUAAGAAUCCAGCUGAGGCCUUGAAAUGCUCUUUCCAGAAGACAGAUGAAAUGUUUCUUUUCAAAGCCAAAAGAGAGAAGCUGCGGAGUGGUACAACAGGUGUAUCUGCAUUGAUUGUAGGGAACAAGCUACACAUAGCCUGGCUAGGGGACUCGCAGGUAAUGCUUGUGCAGCAAGGAAGAGCUGUGACACUAAUGGAACCUCACAAACCAGAAAGAGAAGAUGAGAGGGCACGUAUUGAGACUCUGGGUGGUUGUGUAACCUAUAUGGACUGCUGGCGGGUUAAUGGUACCUUGGCUGUUUCCAGAGCAAUUGGUGACAUCUGUCAGAAACCUUACAUCUCUGGUGAUGCAGAUGGAGAUUCAUUUGAGCUGACAGGCUCUGAAGAUUACUUGCUCCUAGCCUGCGAUGGGUUCUUUGAUGCUAUCAAGCCAUAUGAGGUUGUAGACCUGGUCCUAGAUCAUUUAAUGCAGACCAAAGGAGUGGGUCUCAAAGCAGCAGAAAGACUGGUGGCUGCUGCAAAGGAAAAUGGAUCCAGUGAUAACAUCACUGUCCUAGUGGUGUUCUUGAGGGAUCCUCAGGACAUCUUGGCAGACUGUCUCAGAGACCCUAAGAGCCUUGGGGCUGGUGAAGAUGCUCGGAGCUCACCCUUUAAUUUCCUCAGCUGUGAGGCAGCAGCCACACAGUGACAAAAUCAGCUUAAUCCAGAACAUUCAACUAAGUUCACGUACGGAUCUGCUUUCCACUGAAGAAGCCUCUAAUACAAUAGGCAGAACGUAUCAGGAGAAAAAUGACAAAUGGACAGACAUUUAACAGAAAGGCAAGACUCCUUUUACUGAAUUCUCAUUUGUCUUUUCCUUCCUUCCCCCUCCCUUCAAAAAACACUGAGCAGACGUGGAGAUUUGUACAGCUAUUUCAUCUCUGGGAGCAGACUUCUAAAGUGUGUGUCCCAGGGAUGCUGGUCAUAUCCCUCUGCCCUGGAAGUGGUAAGAAACAAUAGUAUGUAUAAGCUAAUGGGUAAGAAUACCCAUUUGUGAAUUCUGACUGAAAAUUUAAUUUAGUGCUUAAAAAGAAUACUGUAUGUUGUAUUUAAUUGUGAAGUUACUUUGGAGACUGGGAGGAGAGAAGCUGUCACCAUCACAGAAAAAGAUUGUUACUGGCUUGGUGUGUGAGAGACUGGGUGACACCAUUAUGCUGUGCAAGAUGCUUUUGUUUUGUACCAAAGAUGAUAUUCCAAGAAUGAUGUGGCCUGUUUAUUCAAACAGAGACAUUUAAUUUUGUGCGUAUGGAGAGGAGAAAAUGAAACUCCAGAAAAAAAAGUAAGAAAGCUGACUAGAAAUGUCCCAGGUGACAUGAUACAAAAUCAGCUGAUUUUUGGGAUGCUCUGGUUUAUAAACUGGAAUCCAAUAUUUAACUGCACUGGAUUAUUUUUCCUGAACAAACACGCUUUGUUGGCUAUUUGUCAACCUGAAAAGAAAGGCCCCUUAUUGUUGUACAUGAGAGAGAUCUUUACAGUAUGUAUGCUCUAGCAGUUAAAUAUGCUGUUUCUGCCACUUUUUGUGUACUAUAACAAAUGGAGAAUUUUAUUUUUAUUCUAAGUGUUCACUUACUGAACCUUACAGUUGGAGGAUUUUUUUGCAGUGUUACUUUAUUUUGUUGUGUUUUUUAUUUAAAUUAGAAUUUUAAAGUGGCUGUGUCUUUAUUACCUGGUUUUAAAAACUGACUAUCCUCAAGUGCCUUAAAUAUUUCACCCAAGGAUUGCUGGCUUCCUAUCAUAUUCUGGUGAGCCAGUUUAUAGUGUUUUUAAAAUGUGACUUUUUAAUUUCAUUACUACUAAUGUUUAAUGCACUUAAAUGUUUCAUUUUUGUGAAUGAUUUUAGUGGGAACUAGGUUUCAAGAAAACAUCUCUUUCAUUGUUGCCAAAUCUUGUGGCUUGUAGUAAAAGCUUCACAAUACUUACUGUGACUUACCCCCCCGCCCCAUGCAAAAAGCUCUAGUUAGUUAAUCAUAAAGUAACAGUCUGAGUCAUCAUGACUUUCAUUUAAGAACAAAUAGACUUCUGACCUUCUCAAGAAAAUUAAAUAACACAAACUAGAAACAGUUUAGUAACAGUUUUUGAUUAAUAAAUGGUGAAUUUGGCCAUACUUCAUGAACUUUUUGUAUCUAAAUAACUUUCUAAGGAGAUGUGAAGCUAAGGUGAGGAUGAAAGAAUCUUAAUGAAUGUGUAUGUUGUGCAACUGUUAUAUCCAUUACACACUAGAGCCUCUGGUUGUGUUUGUCUUGCCUUGCUAGCCUGGCUAGCAGGACUCAACAAGAUCUGAAGGCUCAAUGGUAAAUGUGUUAGUAAUUUCUGUAUCUAAAUAAGAAGAGCUUUACAUCUGGCAGCAAGAUUGUAUGCCUAAUUUAGAAGCACAUGGCAUUGCAAUAUGUCAGUCCUGUUGAUUAAAAUGUGUUGAACAUUACUGUUGCUUAGGGGAGGAAAUUUAGGUAGAAGAGUUGAGAUGGCUAAAAGGAAGAACAAAGCAGCACUGUUUAUGCCCAUCGUAAUUCUGAAUUGUUAGCUAGUGUGGGGCAAUGCAGUUGCUUGAGGUUUUUUGCUGGAUUACUAUGGAUGAUUGUACAGUUUAACACAAACUCCUUGGUGAGCUGCCGUCUCAUUACAUAGCAACUCGGACCAUGACUUCCUUGGUUUGCUAUGCAAGAGGAGCUUUUGCUCUGAGAAGGUUGCAAGCACUUUUCCAUCCUACAUUUUGCUGUCUUAAAAUAUGUGAAGGCUUUCUGUGAUGGCAGCCUGAUAGGGUAGGUGUUUAUUUUUGUAGUGAACCUAGUUCAGUUGAGGAAGCCUUUAGACUUGCGUAGUAGUCCCUUUGGAUUUACCAUCUCCUAUCUCUUUGAUUUCUAACCCAGAUAUUCAGUGUCAUGCUAAAUUCUCAUGACCACUAGUGCCUCUUGGUGUCUUGGAAAUAGUUCUCAUUAUUAAUAAGUAAGAGUUGUACAGAAUUGUUUGAUUUCACUGCUACCUGAGGUUUAUCAGAACGAGGGAAGCUUUUGUACUCGUGAAGGGAGGUGUGGAAUGUUGGUAAGUUCCUAGCAUGAUUUAGUUUCUGAAAUUUGCCAAAUUCCAGACAUGUGGAGGGAACUGAAUGAGCCAAAUUCUUUGUAACGAUCCUUUUAUUUCAACCUUUUUGGGGCAGAUUUGCAUUACAAAGGAAAGAAAGUCUUUAAGUCUUUCAAUGGAUACUUAUAGCUAUGUGAGAAUAUCCCUUUUUGUUUCAAAUUUGAUAGAUUUCUUCUUUUUUAUGGGAGCUAAUUGAAAUGGGCCUUUAGAAAGCUGUCUGUGGUAAUCAAAAAAUGUAAUUGUCAAGCUGUGCUCUACAGAAGAAAUUCUACAUUCUGAAAAGCUGUUCCCUUAUAUAGAUAUUUCCAUUCUGAAUGACCUAGUGCCUCAUUUCUUUGAGAUGUAAGUGGAUAGGAAUAGUCUUUGGGAACUCAUACAGAUUUCAGCAGGGAUAAAAAAUACUUCUCUAAUUCUCAGAUACUUCUUACUAGCUUUAAAAAGUCCAGUCAGGUCUAUAGGAGUUGUAGCUGGGUCAAAAAAAUGGCAGUUUUUGUCCUAUCAGAAGAAUAAAUAAAGUAAAUACAGUAAAAUUCCAAAUACUAUUUGGAGGGAAAAUUGGUUUUGGAGAUGUCUUAUCAAUUCUUGACAGCCUAUUCAAAACCUAUGGAAACUUCUUUUUUUUUUUUUUUUUUUUUUAAAAAGUGAAAACCCAACAUUUUGAUUUGAUGUUAAAUCAGGAAUGAAAGUAUGACACAGGAUGCAAGUAUGGAUUUUGGAAGUGCACUUUUAAAAUUUUAUUGAAAAUGGUCAUCAGGAUGGUCUUAUCCUUGGGAUGGCAAGGCACCUCUAAUUUGUGCUUCACUUGAGACUCGGUAUCACUUGUAGAAGUUACCAGCUGUAAUGUAUAACACUGUUACAAGAAGUGUCACCAGUAUGGGUGGUGAGGAGAGAGGGGAAGGAGCUCUAGCAGAAGGUAUGAAGUUGAACUACAUAGUUCAAAAUAUGGAAUGGUGCUAUGUUUUGAAUUUACAGCACUGAUCUGCUUUUCUUAUAUUUCCUCUUAAAACUUCUUGGAUUUCUGGUGUUGGCUGUUCUGUUUUCCUUCCCUCCUUUGGUUAAAAAGAGUAUGUAAUUUUGGUGAGAGAAUGCUCUCGCUCUCUGGGCCUUCCCAGUGUCAUCUACAAUAUACUAACCCUUGUCCACCAGUGUCAAAUUGACUAAUGACAAAUAGACUAAUUUGCUUGUUUCCCUGUCGUCUUUCUGAUGGGCCUGCAGCAAAAACAAUUCUUGAGUCUAGCCAAAAUCGUUGAAGCUGUAGAAGUUAGCUGAAGGAUUCAAGACAAAUACUCAAUCAAAAAUGAAAGCAUUUUCAUAUUUUACUAGACUCCAAAUGAAUGUCUGUUGCUGCAGAAUCAGAAAAAUUGCUCCUUAAAGGAGCCUGCAUUUUUAAAACAGAGCAUGCUUAAAUCCUUGUGUUGCGCUUGAUUGAAAACUAGCUUUAGUCAUUCUGCUUAGUGGGUAUCCAACAUCCCUUUUGCUUAUGGGUAAUUCAUACUUUUACCUUUCUUUCCCUCCUCCGCCGUCUCCUACAAAGAAACAUACCUAAGACUGUGAAGUCUUCUGGGUCUGACAUAGACAAGAUUACUAUUUUACAAAUUACAUUUGUUGGGGAGUUGGUUUGGGGUUUGGUUUUUUUUUUUUUUGAGAAUACAGAGGAUACUAAUGCAGGAGAAUUUUUAGAACAGAGGGAAAUUAAGUAAAAUCCACCCUCUAAGUGACGGAGGAGUGAAAGAGAGACAGGAAUGCAUUUAAGUAUUAUUAAUGCCUAUUUUAAAAAGGAAGUGGGCUGGAAAAUAGAGCUACAAAUGUCAGUUCUUUAGAGUGAAAUACCAGUGCUUGAAAGAAUUAGAAACACACCCAUUAAAAAGGCAAAACUCAGAUGUGGUAACUGUCUUCAAACAGCCAAGGAAGGAAUCGCAGUAAAAGCAUCCAAGGUGACUUACUGUGACCCCUCAACGCUGUCUUGGAAACUAAUGCUACUAAAUGGAUUUUUCUAAACAUCCUUAUGUGUAAGGUAGUGCUAAGAGGGAGCAUUCAGUACAUGCAGUUACUGGUCACUGUGCAACUGCUGCAACGAGUAAAUGCCAUGAAGCGUGUUAAUGAAUCGAUAUGGCUGGUGAGCUCUCGUAAGAUGAGUAAUUGGGCACGGAGUGGUUACAGCAGAGUUGGCAGUUGAAUAGUGUUAAUCACAGUGAUGACUUUAAUAGCAUUUAAUAGACACUUAUCUGAAUUCAAAGUCAGAUGAGAUACUGCUCUUUUUAAAAGCAUUUCCAGUGCUAUUAGCUUUCUGUCAUGAAAAGCCACUAAAAUUUCUAUUUUUUUGUUGGAUGUUGGGAAGAGUGCUUCUCUUGCUUUCUGAAUUCUGGAGAUAAGUUGGCUGUCUGCACUGGAAAACCCAUUUUCACUUAAUAGCUUGAAACAGCUGUUUGGGGUUGAAACUUCUCUCCCAGGCGAUCGUUUAAAAACUAACAAAAAAGUGCUUCCAAAACAAGUGGCUGAGGAACAUAGGUAUUUCUAAACAGCGUUGCACAAAGGGUAACCAGCAAAUGCCCUUAGUCUGUAAAGGGUAUAGACAGUCAGUUGAGCUGCUUAAAGUCUAAAUUAAGAUUGCAGCUCCACUCUUUGUGUAAGUGAGACUCGGUUAAAUUACUUGUACUCUUGUGGAUGCAGGUACUUAAUGCAAAGCACCAGAUAUGGUCUAUUUCUAUUCUUAUAGUACUGAAGUAUCAAGCAAAUGCUUUAAGGAGAAGGUGGGGGGAUGUUAGCCACAACAGAGCAGAUUGCAGAUGAUUCAUAUAUAAUUUAGCUCUAGUUAAACCUGAAUUAAAUUUCCCUGCUUAGUUCUGUUGCUGUCCCUUUUACAAUUGGGCCUAUGCCAUCAGACAAAAUCCUACUAGGAAGCAGUGGUCCAUUCCCCCUUUUUGAGGAGCAAACAAUUACUGAGGGUCAAAAUGUCGAUCAGGAAGGGUUGGAGGGGGAGAGAAAUGAGCUUUCAAAUGAGUGCAAAACUUCCCAAUCUACAGCAAGUUGUGCAUUCUCUCUAACACAUGUGUAUAGCAGGUCUGAUUACAUCUGAAUUGUUGUGCUGGAAAGCAAUGGGUUUUCUGCCAAGCUAGUCAUAACCUUUAAAACUGACAGCACCAAAACCAAGAGGCUGGUCCUCCCUGCUUUCCUAAAUUGAGCCAGCCCUGUUGAGUGUUUUGCAGCUUUGAAAGCUCUAAGAGCUAAGCCAGCCACUUUCUGCAUAUGUUUUGGUUUGUUUUAAUACAUUUCUUGGAUUUUACUUUAGAUAAAGUUAUUUCUAUUGGUAUCAUCAUGUCAGCUGAAAAUGGACACAUGAAGGAGUGGCUGGACCUGAACACCUAUCUGCCAUAGACACUUCUUAAAAUACUACCUUAAAAUGAACUGGUAAGCACUUGUGAUAACCUUAUCUCUGAAUAGAACAGGAGACAAAAAUCUUACAGAAAAUCACUUAAAUCUUUAUUUUGGUGUGACCCAUCAGAGCCUGAACACUCGCAAGCCUUCCCCACAAGACGUUCAAUGUUGCUAGUUUAAUGUGUUUUCCAAGCUGUGCCUGCUGCUGCUGGUGCACACAAAAAUAAACAAAAGACAGCUGUGUUGGCAGCAUAGAAAAUUUAGCAAGAUGCAGCUUUUGUCAAACAGAAGAGGACAAAAUCAAUAGGAAAAGAAAUGUUUUCACGCUUCUUGGAAUGCAAACAAUAGAAUAAAAAAAAAGCAACCUAGAAAAGUUGGCAGUGCACUGUCAGCUUAAAACCACUGUUUUAAGCAAAUGAAUUUGGCUGCUUUGUAAUGUCUGCUGUAUUUUGUUAACAAACUCCUCUCAGUCGGGGUUUCAUGUCUUGUUGUUGAUCUGUGCUUUUUAGUCUGAAGAGAGAAGAUAUAUUUAACUUUCUAAGGAGCUGAAUGUAUCUGGGCUUUGACCAGUUAGAUUAUGAUUAUUGAAUUUUCUCUCAACGGUUAAGCUUGAUUAGUUAUUUUCAGGAGAUAUUAAUAUAGCAAGUACUGAACUUACUAAAGAUUAAAUGGUUCUAGAUUUCCAUGCACAAGAACUUCAUCGAUCUUUCCUGAUCUAGUGGAUCACUUCUUGAAGUUUAUUAUCGUUUGUGUGGCAAUACAUGUGGAAGGUUUGUCGCUUUGGCAAAUGGAGCUGGAAGGUAUGACCAUCACUCCAUGCAGGAAGUGUUCAUCCUUUUAUCUAAGGAAUCAUGUUUCCUUUUGGAUGUCUAAGGAUAAAGAGAUAAUAGCUAGGAAACUAGAGAGAUCCUAUGGGGACCUGCUCAGGGCAAUUAAAUACUAUGACUUCCUCUUUUUCAUGUUGCCCUUUCUAACUUUGUUAAAAGGCAUUCUGCUUAAUACUGGAUGAUUAAUGCUGCUUUCUUUUUUUUUUCCUCCUUUUUUUUCCCUUUGUGUAUAAUAAUAGCAAGAUGUUUGUUUUAUUGAGGGUUAAAACUUUACACUGGCAAAAAAAAGGCCAGUAUAAAGUUUUAACUUCAAGUAGUUUUAACUUACUUAAGUACUUUAACUACUGUUAACUUCCUUUUCUGAAAGUCAGCCCUGCUCUGUCUCCUUAUUCUCUUACCAAUUUUGUUUUUCUUCUAUCUUUAUGUCCUUUUACACUGCCAGCCACCCUCUCCAAAAUGCUGCUGCUUAGACUGUAAACUCCAUUGGCUGUUAAGUCAGUUUAGUUGCUACUUUAUCACUUUAAUUUCAGCUGUGUUCAUAGUGAAUGUAGUCUGACCUUUGGAGGCCUGCAACACCAAGAGUGUAGGAAGUACCACGUGAGCUAGGAAGAUAAGAGACUACAACAACUCUUGUGUCUCUGGCAUUGACCAGUACUGGAUGCGUAAGAAGAAAAUCCUGUUAUGUGCAUCUUAUUCCAUAGGAAUACUUCAGCUUAUUUCAGGCUGUAGAGUAAGCACUUCCAGGAAAGAGCCUGUGACCUCCUUCUACCCAGCCUGAUUUUUCUGUGUAGGCCUUCAGCUUCUGAGCCUUUGCACACGACCGGAAAUUGCUGCCAUCUCAAGCUAAUUCCACACAACUGUUCCAGCAGCUGGAAUGACUGGCAUGGGGUGAAGCGUGGAUGCAUGUCAAGAGUUUUUCCUGACAGACUUAACUGGCCAAAUGUCAUUGGUCUUUAAAGGCUUUAGUUCUACACAUACGCAGUUGUUAUUGGGCCCUGGCUUCAGUACAUUGGUACGGUACUGGAAAGAAACAAGCACUGAGAGGCAGGGCUGCAGAAAUAGGAUACCCGUGAUUGUUUUGGUGGUGCUUCCCUCGAACGGGCAGGAGAUGAACGCAGCCUGAUCAGGGAGGCUGACUGGAGAGGUGACGGGAGGCAAUGCACACGGCAGAGAAGGGAAUGAACGGGACUGCAGGAGCCCUGGAGGAUGCUGUCAUGGGAUUUCCAGGCCGGGGAUUCAGUCUGGCUCCAUUAACAUCAGUGGGAAAUGAGACAUCAUAUUGAAAAUUGAGAUGCAGGACACAGAUAGAUCCUCACAACAACUUUGUGUCAUUUGUACAAAGCCCAGAGACUCAGUAAUGCAGUAAGAUAAAUGUAGCGCUUGAUUACAAUGGAUGUAUUGCAGUUAUAAAAGGCAUCUCUCAUCAUUAGGCUUCAGCAUAUCUGGAGUAAUAACCACAAUAUGUCAGGUAAGACAAUGAUAAUGUGAGACAGAUAAUUUUCCCAUCGUUAAAACUUUCAAAAUCCAAAAAGCUACAAAUGUCUUAAUUAUUAAUUCAAUUUAGCUAGAUCUAGUGCUGGCGGCCGGAGGGAACAUCUUUCUGAAGGUCAGUCUUUCUCCUGGUCUAACUGGUAACAGUCUACGUGGCAGAGUAAAACGUUAUAGCCAUUUAAAGAAGUAAGAAUUGUCUACAGUCGUUACCCAUCUUGAAUUUCCGCGCAGCAGGGUUACACUGAACUGCAGUUCAGAUCUUCCCAUUCGUCCCAGAAAGCUUGAAGAAACAGAUUAAGUCUUACAGUUUGCCCUGAACUUAACAAGCCUCCUUCAGUGGUGAAGCUCUAUGAGACGCAAGGCCUGCCUUUGCCUCGUUGUUGUAUAGUUACCUCUCAAAAUGCUUAUUCCCUACAGAAUCAACAGAAACCUUGAAUUUCCUCCCUGACCCCCACCCUGUGUGCCUUUCAGCUGCAGACCAAGUCCUAGCCAUGAUCGCAAGAACAUCCUGAAUCAGUCUCAAUAAUUUGCGUUUCCUUGCCAAAGAUCUUAUCUGUUGGGGGUGCAAACUGCACCAUCGAGGUUGCUGGUAUUGAAAAAUCUGCACCCUUCUGCUCCCUAGUUCUACAUUUUUGGGCUAGGUUAAUUUAUCCAGAAAAAUUAAUUGAGACAACAAAGCUGUCAAGUGAGAAAGGCCACACAGCGAGACAGCGCUGCUCUGAACAUCUGCACAGCUUGUGUAUUUGAUCAGGUACCUCAGCACUUGCAGAUUACUGUUGUUAGAAGCAAAUCUUACUUUUGCCAUUUUCAUAUAAGGCUCUGUUCUGUGACUCUGCAGAGGUUCACUCUCUGUAUACCCACAUUGUUUACAAAAAUGACAAAUGCUGAUAGUAGAAAUUACAUUUGCUCGUUCAAACAUCUUGAUAUUUACAUAUAAGAAAAAUCGU